CAGUGCACAUCACUGCUCGUCUGCGUGUGCCUCGGCCGAGCACCCGCUUCACUUGUCAGCUGACCCGCGGACUCGCAUCGUGCAUUUAACAUUUCUUUCUCUCUGAGUGUGCGUUCUUCACAUCGGUCUGUCUGUGUCCCUUCCUCUUUUUAUCUCGCCGAUGCUGGUUCUUGGAGAGAUACAUGCGAGGGAGAUAAGGAGGACGAGGAGUUAGUCGUCGGCAGAGAGGACCGGUCCCGCGAGGCAUGUGUUGUCGAAUUCGCCCUCGCGUCUAAAAGCUCGCUGGAACACGAACUGGAAGCCAUGUCGAGUCGCACAGUCCAGGAUUUCUGUGGAGCUUGGUGAAGGCGGGAGUGACAUUUGUGGUAGUUAUAGUUGCAUUAUAUGUUGAGUGUUUUAGACAUGUCUGAGUCCCCCGGAUAUUCUUUCACCAUGGAGAACUAUACGAUUGACAUCCUUGACAACAACGACGACAACGAAUCGUACACGCUGUAUAAUGAAACGUACAGUAACCUUUCGUGUUCGAGAAACGAUUCGUUAUUUUACAUUAAUGUGACCCUUCAGUACCCCCUGGAGUUGGCGAUGCCCCUCUACGGCUAUGCUCUGCCUGUGCUCUUCCUGGUUACCACGAUUGCCAACACCCUGAUCCUCGCUGUGCUUGGCCAGCGACACAUGCGAUCCCCGACGAACGCGGUCCUGAUGGCCAUGGCCCUCUCCGACAUGCUGACGGUGCUCUUCCCCGAGCCGAUGUUCUUCUACAUGUACACGCUGAACAACCACCCGAAGCCUCUGUCGCCGCCCUCGGCAUGCAGCGCCUGGAUGAUCAUGCACGAGACCAUCCCCAACCUGUUCCACACAGCGUCCAUCUGGCUGACGGUGGUGCUGGCAGUACAGCGUUACAUCUACGUGUGCCAUGCGUCGGUGGCCCGAGUCUGGUGCACUCUACCGCACGUCAUGAAAGUGAUCUCCUUCGUUUUCGUCUUGGCCACCAUCCACCAGGCGCCGCGACUCUUCGACACCGUGUACACCCCCAUGAUGAUCGAGGGCGACGACGAGUGUGUCGAGGUAUGCGUCAUGAGUUAUUCCAGUUGGGUCACGGACCUGCUGACUCUCGAUAUAUAUUUCUCAUGUUAUUACAUCUUCAGGGUGAUCUUCGUGCACCUCGGGCCAUGCCUCGUGCUGGUCAUCCUCAACGUGCUUCUGUACAGGGCCAUGCGACAAGCGCAAAAGCGGAGGCAGAAGCUCUUCAAGGAAAAUGACAAGAAGAAGGAAUGUAAGAAGCUGCGCGACGACUGCACGACGUUGAUGCUCAUUGUCGUCGUGACAGUCUUCCUCAUCACGGAGAUCCCGCUGGCAGUCAUCACAUUCCUGCAUGUUCUGUCUGCAAAGAAUAUCGUCCAGGUCUUCUCGGAUGAAUCUUAUAACAUCGUCAAUUACUUCUUCAUCAUCUCCAACUCUUUCAUCAUCUUCUCAUAUCCCUUCAACUUCGCCAUUUACUGCGGGAUGUCGCGGCAGUUCAGGGAGACCUUCCGAGACCUGUUCAUCCGCGGCCGGAGGAUGCCACGCCGCGACGACUCCACUCGCUACUCCAUGAUUAACGGCCCUCCCAAGACGUGCUCCACGGAAGUCUGAGGACGGUUUGCCCCUAAGAAAGGGGCAAAGAAAAAUGACUUGGGGCGCCCGGUCACCAUCUGCCAGAUCACAUCGCCCACGACGGAGGGGAUGGCGACCAACAGUCUGCACAACGGCACCCGCAGCGCCGUUGCGAGUGUCUACGACCCGGCGCCUUCGAGAUCCUCCGCGGGAAUCCAGGACUCGAACAAGAAGGCGGAUUCCACGUCCGGAAGCUUCUUGGGCAGCACUAGCCAAGGAGGGGCGGGCCAGCUCUGCCAUCGAGAUGUAGGUGCCGAAGGCAGCUCGCUGUCUCCCAAGACCCUCCAAAGUCAAAACGAGAGAGAAGUCUGCUUGGUGAGUCCCAAGGGUGAGGGUCGCAAGAGUCCGGCCGCGACGCUGAGGGUCCACUUUGAGAGUCCGGUUUCCGGUGGGAGCAAGAGGUCGUCCUCGAGUGAAGAUAUCGCUCCACCAGAAAUUAAUGAAACAGUUUUGUAAAGAGAUAAUUAUACUAUAUGUUAUUAGAUAUGUAAAAAGAGUCUCCCAGUUGAUUUUUUUUUUCUUUUUUUUCAAGGUGUUGUGUAUUCAGAAGGGAGAAUAUAUACAUUUUUAAAGAUACUUAUACAUUCUUUAAGAGGACUUUGUCAUAACAGACACUACGAGUGAUAUUUUUUGCCAGACGCAGAAAAUAUCUCUAAGUGACGAUGGAUAUGUGGACAUGAAGGAAUUGAGUGUCCUUUGAUAAAAAAAUGGGAAAAAAUACAAUAUAAGUGUACUAUGUAUUCUAGCAGCUGUGUUUCGAGCAGAACUGUUCUAGAUUCUAUAGAUUCCCGGCUACAUGUCACCCUUCCUGAGCUGAACCCCCUUGGCGACAGCUGGGAUGACGUAGUGACGCUUUCAAACUCCAGUCUGCCAUUAACAUUAGUCACUUUAUCUCAUCAGCACAGGGAGGCUGGUCACAUCUGAUUCAGUCUUUACAUUUAGCUUUUUUUCUUUUCUUUUCUUUAUUUUUAUUGAAUUAUUGAUUAUCCAAAUGAGUCUGACCCCAAAGUGAUGAAGGGAACACUAAUGUGUGUGUGUUGAUAUGUCACAUACGAACAUGUAAUUUGUGAAGGUGUGUUGCCAAGGCCGCGAUAAUCGUACUUCUCUCACUUCAUUAGUUUAGAAGAUUAACAAACAGAUGAAAUGAAGGAAUAUACUGUGCAACUUGGCAUAAAUAAGCACAUCAUUAACUAGAGCCGAAGAGUUCGCGUACAGGAGUCGAUUAUCAACAAUGAUAAAUUAUGGAUAUCGUGUAUAGAAAUUCACAAAUUAACACGCGUCUGUUAAGUGUCAUUCCGACUCGCACUUUGCAGAAAGACUCGCAACAUGAGGCGAACUUCAUCUUUCUCAUAUCAGUUUCCGAAGAAAAUGUAGGCUAAAGAUACCUAUUUGCUCUCAUCUAAACAUUCUACACAAAACAAACUACACUUCAAAAUUGUUGGUUAUUUCAAGAAUGUUUCCGAGUUACUUCUAUCAAAAUGAUAUUCAUUUCAAUUAAACAUUGAUCCGAAAAAAAAUCAAUAAGAUUCACAGGCAAGUGACGGAGCAUGCACGAACAAAAAGGCACUAAAACCCUGAUGUAACGAGGUUUUGUAUUGAUUAAUGAUAUCCGCCGGGACCCGUCUCUCUGACACACAUAGAUACUGCGGGUGGUUCUGCUCUGGCAGGCUGCACUUGUGUACUGAUUAUGUUUGCUACAUGCAUAUGUAAAGAGGG
Messenger RNA from Penaeus chinensis, 3369 nucleotides. RefSeq names its product sex peptide receptor-like (gene SPR). Gene Ontology annotation, cellular component: membrane. The record is from RefSeq and is a predicted model, not a curated record. Gene Ontology annotation, biological process: G protein-coupled receptor signaling pathway. The transcript has a single exon. Bases 385 to 1632 code for a protein of 415 amino acids. Gene Ontology annotation, molecular function: G protein-coupled peptide receptor activity. Lineage: Eukaryota; Metazoa; Arthropoda; Malacostraca; Decapoda; Penaeidae.